This is a messenger RNA of Epinephelus lanceolatus (giant grouper), 4551 nucleotides long. It is a transcript of the gene birc2, whose product is annotated as baculoviral IAP repeat containing 2. The record is from RefSeq and is a predicted model, not a curated record. NCBI's taxonomy places the organism in Eukaryota, Metazoa, Chordata, Actinopteri, Perciformes, Serranidae. Gene Ontology annotation, molecular function: ubiquitin protein ligase activity; cysteine-type endopeptidase inhibitor activity involved in apoptotic process. Gene Ontology annotation, biological process: negative regulation of apoptotic process; positive regulation of protein ubiquitination; regulation of cell cycle. Gene Ontology annotation, cellular component: cytoplasm; nucleus.
CAGCAAGGACUCGACCUCUACAGAGCCGUGACGAGAACCUCCGCCGUCACACUGGGACUUUCCGUACCCACUUGCGAAACGAUACUGCUAUAAUUAAACCAAAGUGGAGCAUCCAUUAUCCUUACCAAAGGAGGAUUAAAUUUUUCUUAUUGGGUUAUUAGUAUUCAAUUAUGGCAGCCUAGACACCUUCAAAAGGGAUGUCCAAGAUGGGGGGAGGGGUUUGAGAGUAUAUAUCCCUUGGUCUGUGUGUGUGUGUGUGUGUGUGUGUGUUUGGGCUUGAGAUAUUUAUUUAAUUUCUAAUGUUAGUACACAUAAUCACUUAUCACAUGUUUAAGUUUAAAUGGCUAGUUGAUUUAUUAGACAUGUCUUUGCUAAAUAUACAAGGUAAUAAAGUGUGUACUGAUCCUGGGUGAUGUGACCACAGGGUAAUAUUCUGAUUAUUGAUUUAAGGAUGCAUUUUAAUAAAAUUUUAAUAGAAUAGUCCAUCCUUUUUUUCUGCACAGGAUGUGUUCUGUUGGCCGUACAUCCACUGGGACUCUUACUGAAAGGUUCAGAGGUAGCACUCACUGCUAGGUACAGGUAAAAUCCACCCAGGUGUUAAGUCUGGGCUACAUGUAGGAAACAGGUUGUUGGAAGAAAAGAAAUGACGUAUCCCCAGGCACGUCAUGCAGUUUGUAUCCAGUACAGUGUAAUGAUAGUGGUUACUGGACUGGUAAUUAAGUUUCACACUUAGCCAAGCAUCACUUUCUUUUUUCGGUCUCUUUACUGUUUCUGUUUUUUUGAUUUGAGUUGAUUAUCUGUUGCAGUGUGAGUGAGUGUGUCGGUGUGAGAAAGCAAGACCUUGGGUUUUCUCAAACCCCUCUCCCUUUGACGGACAUCUCUUUUGCCUUAUAUUUCUAAACUUAAAUCCAAAAAUGGAAACACUUGUUCAACUCAAAAAUAACCCGUUCUUAAUGGGGCUGUGUCGCAAUGGGCCCCCACCUGACCUGCAAUAUGAUAACUCCUCAGAGCUCUUCCGCAUCUCUACCUUCGCCCGAUUCCCAGCUUCAGGAGUCACAGAGCGAAGUCUGGCGAGAGCAGGCUGGUUCUACACCGGCGUGGGCGACCGGGUGCAGUGUUUCAGGUGUAACGUGACAGCAGAGGGCUGGCAGGCUGGAGACUGUCCAACAGAGAAACACAGGCAGCUUUCUCCUUCCUGCUCCUUCAUCCAGAGCCUUCCGUCUACAGCCAACUUGCUCUCCUCCUCUCACUCCGCCUUCUCCCCACUACGCAUUGCUCCAGCCAUACCACUUUCUGGUCCAGGCCCAGCCGCUCCUAACCCGACAGUAAGCCAAGGUGAUGAGCCAGUCUACCUAAAUAUGGGCUUCUCCGCUCCACCGCCCUCCAGCCCACUCAGCUCUCGUGGCGUAGAGGACAUGUCCCACCAGAGACCAACAUGCCACAACCCUAGCAUGCGCAGAGAGCAGGACCGCCUGGACUCCUUCCACCCCUGGACACUCUCCAUUAUUACUCCCGCUGAGCUCGCCAAGGCGGGCUUCUACUACCUUGGCCAGGGCGACAGAGUGGCCUGCUUCAGUUGUGGAGGACAGUUGAGUAACUGGGAGCCAGGUGACAGAGCCGUAUCCGAGCACCAGAGGCAUUAUCCAAACUGUCGUUUUGUGCGGGGGGACAGAGCAGACAACGUGUCGCUGGCUGGAGCUGCGUCCGGAGGAGUUACUUCCCAACUGUCUUCUGGAGCCCCAGCUCUCAGUAAUGUGUCCAACCCUGCUAUGCAGCAGAGCGAAGAGAGGCUGCUCACUUUUGUCAACUGGCCGUCUCGUAUCCCUGUUCGGCCCGACCAGCUGUCUAAAGCUGGCUUCUACUAUGUCGGUCGUAACGAUGACGUCAAGUGUUUCUGCUGCGAUGGCGGCCUGCGAUGCUGGGAGUCCGGAGAUGACCCUUGGGUGGAACAUGCAAAAUGGUUCCCUCGGUGUGAAUAUUUGCUCCAGGAGAAGGGACAAGAGUUUGUUCACCAGAUUCAGGCUCGCUUCCCGCGGCUGUUUGAACAGCUCUUAACAAAUGGAGACAGCAGCUCCAGAGAGUUUGUGGAUCCACCUGUUGUUCACCUCGGUCCAGGAGAGGAGCGGUCUGAGGAUGCUGUCAUGAUGAACACCCCCGUGAUCAAGUCUGCUUUAGAGAUGGGCUUUGAGCGUAGUCUAGUCAAGCAAACAGUACAGAGCAAAAUCCUGACCAGCGGAGAGAACUACAGAACAGUCCAGGAGCUGGUUUCAGACCUGCUGAGUGCCGAGGACCAGAAGAGGGAGGAGGAGCGAGAGAUGCUGGCGGAGGCGAUGGCAUCAGAUGGUUUCACCUUUGUGAAGAGACACCAAGCAGCGCUGAUUCAGCGACUGAAGAGUGUGGAGCCAGUGUUGGACCAUUUAAGAGAGCAAAAUGUCAUAUCUACAGAGGACUAUAGUGGUCUCAAGGCUCAGACGUCGGCUCAGCAGCAAACCGCCAGGCUGAUAGAGCUCGUCCUCACCAAGGGAAACGCAGCAGCCGAGGUCUUCCGCAACUGGAUCCAGAAAAAUGACGUGCACCUGCUCAGAGAUCUCAUGGCCCAAUCAAAUGAAGCUGCAUCACCGAGUCAAGACCUUUCAGACCUGCCCAUGGAGGAGCAGCUGCGGCGCCUGCAGGAGGAGCGAACCUGCAAAGUGUGUAUGGACAAAGAGGUCAACAUCGUCUUCAUCCCAUGUGGACACCUGGUAGUGUGCAAAGAGUGCGCGCCAUCACUGCGCAAGUGCCCAAUCUGCAGAGGCCUGGUUAAAGGCACGGUCCGAACCUUCCUCUCAUAACCAGCAGUCUCAUGUGUCACAGUGAUGUGAUUAAAUGAAUGUAAGCAAUACCAUAUAAACUUAUAUUUAUUGAUUAAAGCAGGAAGGUGGUUCAUCUUUUCUUUUGUGCCUGUGAUAUAUCUUACCAUGUUAAUCCUUUUUCUACAUUUAUCUAAAUAGUUACAUAUCACUGAACAAUGGAACUUUAUGACAGAUGUAAGAAUACACUAAGUAAUACUCUUAAUAUUAAUCAAGGCUAUUAAUGGGUAUAUUUCCACAUUAUUGCUUAAUACCACAACAUAGGAAAAUGUUUGAAAAAUAAUCUGAUCAGUGCAUUGACCUGUGUUCUGUUAUUACAAUAAACUUAAUGUAUGUAAAACUGAACUUGUUAAUUGUUCUGAUAAACAUGAUUCUACUAUGCUAACACAAGUAGUAACAGCAGCCCUGCAGUAAAUGUCAGUUUGAUAAAGGUCUAAAUGUCUCCAGACUCAAGUGUGUUGAGCAAUGGCAACAGCUACUGUACCUCAUGAUUAGUGGAGCAGCUACAUAAGCUGCUGUGGUCUGAUGGUGACCCAAGGUGCUGAUGCAUGUUUUGUAAUACUGUUGUCAUCAGUAUAGUGAGGGAAAAGUUCAAAUGAAGCAAGUGUACUUAACAGCGGUCACGAGUACACCCAGUGCUGACUACCCCCCCCCCCCCAAAUAGCCAAGUUACAUCAACAUCUGUGUGAACAACUGUCUUGAUAAUUAACUGUAAAAAAAUUCUAAUCACCCUGUAACCACUUCACCAAGGACAACGGAUAAUGUAAGGCAUAUUCUCAUGAUCUGUAUGAAACAGUAAUGAUACUACCCAAAUAUCAAAGUGAACUGACAUUUAUUACUGUGUAUGCUACAUCUCCAGUGUAACUGCAGCUAUUGUAUUUUAGAUUUUUAACCUAACAAGGAUAGAAUUCUGUUGUAAACACGAGAUACUAACCCAGCAUUUUCCUCAAGCUUUCACACCAGUGACAACUGUCAGUUAAGUGGUCUGCACUUGCUGUGAUUUAUUCAAUGAAUGUAGAAACAGCAUUAAUAAACUUGGAAGUUGACACCAACAUGUGCUCCAAAUCUGCCACUCAAAGCAUGUGUUUUCACUAAGUGUAAUGUUUCAGUUACAUAUUACAGGGUUCCCAUGGUCAUGGAAAACCUGGAAAAGUCUUCCCAGUCACAUUUUCAGGCCUGGAGAAGUCAAGGAAUUAGUAAAAAUCACUGAAAGCUUUGGAAAAGUCAUGGAAGUUUGUUUUAUCAAUUAGAUUGUUUCAGUAUUUAUCCAUGGAUAACAUUUCACAAUGUCACCAAUGAAGAUUAGUAUAAGUUUGAUGGCAUGCUGAACUUCCUACUUUCUCUCUGUAGGUCACCAGACCAUCAAAAUGUGAUGGUCAGUACAAAAGAUAGUCACUUGUGACCAACACUCAUGACAGAAAAAUAUGCUUCCGUUUGUCAGUAACACAUUCAGAAGCCAAACUGACCAAAUCCAUGCUUACAGUAUUUAAAUCCCCUGCCCUCUAGAAACAAGACUUAGAUCAAACAGUAUCCAGCAUUUAACAAUCCAACAGGGAGGCAGUUAAAAAGCUUUAUGAAGAUGGUUUCUAAAAAAAAAAACUCAGUUUUGUAACACUCCAAUACACUGACUGAUCAAGACAAGUUAAAUGUCUGAAUUAGUCCUGAUGUCUGGCCAAAAAAAAAAAAAAAAAAAAAAAAAAAA